Molecule: messenger RNA, 1473 nt
Organism: Staurois parvus
Lineage: Eukaryota; Metazoa; Chordata; Amphibia; Anura; Ranidae
Source: the annotation of a GenBank genome assembly
AUGGAUCCUGUGACAAUUCUUCUGUCCAUCAUAUUCAUCUUGUUUUUGAUCAAAACUUAUAAUGACAAAAAACAACAAAAGUACAAAAACUACCCUCCAGGGCCAAAGCCUCUACCAUUAAUUGGAAGCUUGCAUUUGAUUGAAACAAAAAAACCUCACUAUGCCCUUAUGAAGCUGUCUGAGAAGUACGGCUCUGUAUUUAGCAUCCAGUUGGCCAUGGAGAAGAUGGUUAUCCUAUGUGGUUAUGACACUGUGAAAGAUGCACUUAUUAACCAUGCCGAAGAAUUUUAUGAAAGACCAGAUAAUCCACUGACUGCUAGAAUAGCACAUGGAAAUGGAAUAAUUUGUGCCAAUGGAGAGAACUGGAAGAUAAUGAGGAGGUUUACACUUUCCACAUUACGGGAUUUUGGAAUGGGAAAGAGAUCUAUAGAAAAUAAAAUUCAAGAGGAAGCACAAUGUUUAAUGCAAGAAUUCAGAUCCUACAAAGGGGAACCCUUUGAAAAUAUGACCAUCAUCAACCCUGCUGUAGCUAACAUAAUUGUGUCAAUAUUAAUGGGUGAAAGAUUUGAAUAUGAUGAUCCAAUCAUUCUGAAACUCAUGGGUAUAAUUCAUGAAAAUAUCAAGAGCUUUGGAAAUGUUAUGAUUAUGCUUUACAACGUGUUUCCAAGACUGCUAGACUUACUCCCUGGCAGCCAUCAGAAAGUUUUUCAAAAUAUUGAAUACACAUAUACUUUUAUAAGGGAGGUAUUUACCAAACAGAAGAAAACACUGGACAUAAAUGACCAAAGGAACUUUAUCGAUGCGUUUCUGGCAAAACAGCAAGAGGGGAAGCCAGAAUCUACUUUGUACUUCCACAAUGACAACUUAAGCGUGCUGGUGAGUGAUCUUUUUGGUGCUGGAAUGGAGACAACAUCCACCACUCUGCGAUGGGGCCUCCUACUAAUGAUCAAAUACCCAGAAAUACAAAAAAAAGUUCAAAAUGAAAUUGACAGAGUGAUUGGAUCGGCUGAACCCCAAACGGAGCACAGGAAGCAGAUGCCGUAUACCGAUGCCGUCAUUCACGAAAUCCAGAGAUUUGCUGAUAUUGUACCUAUGAGUGUGGCACAUGCAACUGCUAAAGAUGUCACCUUUAGAGGGUACAACAUUCCAAAGGGGACCACUGUCAUCCCAUUGCUGACUUCUGUUCUUAGAGAUAAAGCUUACUUUGAAAAACCAGAUGAGUUUUAUCCUGAACAUUUCCUCGAUUCAGAAGGCAAUUUAAAGAAGAAUGAGGCAUUUAUACCUUUCUCACUAGGGAAGAGAAGUUGUGCUGGAGAAAAGUUGGCAAAGAUGGAGCUGUUCCUGUUUUUUACAACACUGCUGCAAAACUUCACCUUCCAGGCCCCUCUUGGUGCUGUGUUGGACCUCACACCUGCACUGGGGUUCACCAACGCCCCCUUACCACAUAAGAUCUGUGCUAUACCUCGCAGCUAG